AUUUGCACAGGUCGUUUUGUGCCUUUAAUUUAACAUUUUAUAAACCUAUAAUGUUUAUUCAAUUUAUUAUAAUAGUUCGUAUCAAUGAUUAAAUCUACAUAUUUCAAAUUGCAGGACGUCUACUAAUGAAGGCUGAUAAUUGCUGAAUUACUAAAAAUUUAAUUUUCUAUGAUAACGUAAUUAAUAUUAUAUGAUAACAUAAUUUAAAAUAUGUUGUGGAAAGAAGCUGUUAUAUUUUUUGAAGUAUUUUUAACAAUAAAUAAUCUGAGGACCUAUAAAUGUAGCAAAAUAACAGAACCAGAGAGCCCCCAACUAGAAUACCUUGUUUGUCGACAAUGUGGUGCAGAUACUGCCGACACAUAUUAUAUUUAUGAUCACUUCAGUCCAGAAGCUAUGCACGUGAAAACGAAUCAAAGUAUUUUUGGACGAACAGAUGUUGCUGUCCAACUCUUAGAAAAUCCAUUUGGAAUGCAGUUUGAGGUUGUAACAGUCGCUAAAGCAUUAUGUGCAAAAACGAAUAGAGAUAAGUGGCAUGUAAAUUAUUCAUGGUACCCGGGAUUUUCUUGGAAACAUUGCCUUUGUCCAAGAUGUGGAACGCAUCUUGGUUGGAUGUUUGAACCUUUAGAUACGGCAACAUCAGACCGAAGUGUACCAUCUGACCAAGGAUUUUAUGUUCUUAUUUUAGAUAAAGUUUUAAGUGAAGGAUUUAUUAAUUCUCACAUGAUUCUUGGACGUACAAUAUUUAGUUAGUGCUUACUAAUUAUUCCUAUACACAAUGCAGUGCACUGCAUGUAACGUAACUUGAACUAGUCAAUUGUGUGUAUUGAGCAAUUUGAAAUGUUUUAAAAUGGAAUUGUCUGUUAAUUAUGAUAAAUCUUAUCUUGUACAAAAUAUUGUGAUCUUGAGUUUUGCAAUGUUGCUAAAACGUGAGUGUUGUUUUUGAGCCAUCUCAAACUUGUGUAAAUAAAUAAAAAUAAAAAUACUUAUA
Ctenocephalides felis (cat flea) is the source of this 988-nucleotide messenger RNA. RefSeq lists its product as uncharacterized. The coding region runs from base 211 to 750 and encodes 179 amino acids. The transcript is spliced from 5 exons. The record is from RefSeq and is a predicted model, not a curated record. NCBI's taxonomy places the organism in Eukaryota, Metazoa, Arthropoda, Insecta, Siphonaptera, Pulicidae.